AGAAAAUUACCGAGAUCAAACCGGACCUGCGCACCCGGAUCACGUCACCCCCAACCAUAAAAGACCGACGCCGCCGCUCCGGACCUGCGCCUCCUCCACUCUCCAGCGCUCUGCCUCUGACCACGCCACCACCGUCCACCAAGAAACACCGCGCGGCAAAUGCCCAACCCCUCCUCCUCGUCCCCGCCACCGGCGCCCGACGCCGCCACUCGGCGCAGGCGGCGGCAGCUCCUACCGCCGCCGUCGUCGUCGUCCUCCUCCUCUGCGGUCCCGACCUCGGCCUCCGGCGCCUCGGCGUCGUCGUCGUCGUCGUCCUCCGCCUCCUCGGGGCUCUCCUUCUCCUUCCCGUCCUUCUCGCCCGCGCCCUCGCCGUUCCACCACCGCUUCCUCUCCCCGCUGCGCGCCUCCGCGGUGCCCUUCUCCUGGGAGCACCGCCCGGGCAUCCCCAAGACCCCCGCGCGCCAGGCGGCGCCACGCGGCAAGGCCAGGGCGGCGGCGCUGCCGCUGCCGCUGCCCCUCCCGCCCUCCCUCCUCUCCAGCAAGGUCGGCGCCGCCGACGGCCCCUUCUCCGCCGCCGCGGCGGACGGCUACAUCGUCGUCCCCGACGACGCCAAGAAUAAGGCGAGGCGGCGCAGGCGGCACCGGCAGCGGCGGCCGCCGGCGCUGGCCGCCACCCUGACCGACUGGCUCGCCGUGCUGAGCCUCUACCGGUCGUGCACCCGCUCCCGCGACUGCCUCGCCGGCACGCCGCCGCCGCGCCGCCCCAGCUCCCCGGCGAAGGCCUUGUGAUCGCGCGCGUUGCAUACUAUACUAGUGAGUUCGCUGAUGCAUCGCGCCUCGCAUGUCUCUGUGUCCGCGUGUGGUGCCGGCGCCGAUUAAGAAUGUGCUUAGGAUUAAUCACGCUUGGCUUGACGCUGUAAUUAAGGUGGCUUGCCGUUUCCCCCAUGUGCGCUUGCUCUGUUUGUUUCCAGGCAAUAAUUGAUUAAUCCCUCCCGCACGGUGAUUACUGACGGACUUGUUGGUGUGCCGGCAGUUGCUUGCUGCUGCUGCUGCUUGCUGGUGAACGGUGAUGUACUGGUGCCGCAUGCUUGUGUCCCACCGUUAAUUCGGUUGUAAGCUUGGUCACUGAUUGGCAGCCAGAGCCGCUGCUACUGUGUUCCAUGGGGGGAAAAUGACAGAAUAAUGUGCCGUUUGUUUGUGGCAAGAUGGGCGUGCUACUGUCCUUCCUCUCACACUGCAUUGCUCACUCUGUGAUUACUCUGUUUUCCACUUUGUAAAUCCAGCAUCAUUUGGCUAAGGCCAAUUUCAGUGGGA
Molecule: messenger RNA, 1314 nt
Organism: Panicum virgatum (switchgrass)
Lineage: Eukaryota; Viridiplantae; Streptophyta; Magnoliopsida; Poales; Poaceae
Product: putative protein TPRXL
Exons: 1
Coding region: 160-789 (209 amino acids)
Source: RefSeq, a predicted model, not a curated record